This is a messenger RNA of Alnus glutinosa, 5389 nucleotides long. Its product is annotated as long-chain-fatty-acid--CoA ligase 1-like. The record is from RefSeq and is a predicted model, not a curated record. Gene Ontology annotation, cellular component: membrane; endoplasmic reticulum. Gene Ontology annotation, molecular function: tryptophan synthase activity; long-chain fatty acid-CoA ligase activity. The transcript has a single exon. Gene Ontology annotation, biological process: wax biosynthetic process; cutin biosynthetic process. NCBI's taxonomy places the organism in Eukaryota, Viridiplantae, Streptophyta, Magnoliopsida, Fagales, Betulaceae. The coding region runs from base 3188 to 3868 and encodes 226 amino acids.
UUUUUUUUAGUGCUUUUUCUUCUCUCUCAUAAAACAUUAUCCUCAAUUGCUUGUUGUCCGGCAUCAAUUUUGGUAUCAGAGCCAGAUUAAAUUGUUUUCCAAAACAAUCGAGUGGUCACUAUCGUGUUCAAACAACGACUCCAAUGCUAGAACAAUUUUGUUCCACCCUUGCACCAUCUUCAUUUUAGGCGACCGCAAGGCGUUUCAUGAACCACACAAAACCAACUGAACACUCUCACAAAAAAUCACACACAACCUUACCACCCACCGGAAACCACAGCAACACCCAAUCACCGGCGUAAAAAAAAAAAAAAAAAAAAAGAAAGAAAGAAAGAAAGAAACCCAAAUAGAAAACCAGUCAGACAUAUCCCAAACAAAACCACUGCCCCUCCACCCAACCACAGUUGCUAUCCCAUCCCAUGCCAAGCCCAUCACCCCAACACCUAAACCCACCCGAGCCAUAGCCAACGACUGGGAUAGAACCCAUCGCACGACCUGUGCCAUCCACGCACCCGACAUCCUGUACGCGCUAACGACCACAGAGCCACUGUGCAGUCACUUGCCGUCCGACCACUGCCCAGAUGGUACCAUGACAACCACCUACUCUUUGCAAAGCAGCUGCAAACAGUAUAGAAAUGUUCUGUAGCGCCGCCACAACAGUCUUGCCAACGUUCUUGCUGCUGCCAUAGUCCCUGUCGGAGGUCGCGCCCACGAGCUGAACCUGCUCCGCGCCACUUGCAAGCCCGCAACUUGUUUCUGUUAAUUUUUUUGAAGGCUCGUGUUUUGUGAUUGAGAAGGAACAAACAAAAAGAAGCUUUGUGUUGGUCAGCGGGUCAACGCAAGGAAGUAUAAAAGAGGCAGACAUGCGCACUUAUUAUUUGUCUGCAGACCAAAUUGUGUGUUGGUUUUAAUUUGCAUGCAUUUGCGCAGUGGUCGUUUAUUGCCAAAUUUUGCAUCUCAAUCUGUCAUGGACCUGACCCAAUUCGACACUAUUAGCAAACAAUGCAAAAACAAUUGAAUGCCAUCCAUGACCGACUGGAAAAUCUCCACUACCAAAUGAGAGUCUCCCAAGACCAGACAAAAGACCUCUUUGGGAGGGUUGAGUCAUUUGAGGCUUCCCAAUCAAAGGAUGGAAGGCCACAAUGAGGGUGUGACCUCCCACAAUGGAGGCCAUUGCAAGACAGGUGAGGGCAGGAUACCUCACAGGCGUAUCCUUCAGGACCAAGGUCAUGAUACAAGACAUGGGUACCACCAUUGUCACCCCAAUUAAGGUCAUCCAAACCAGUACCAUCAGAGUAUGGGGCAUGGUCAUUACAACCAAGGUCAACAAAAUUAUGUAGACCCGGAUGAGAGUUGGACAUAUCAAACUGGAGGCCCCUACCUUUUACAGUCGUCUUGACCCAUGGAGUUUCAUUAAGUGGCUGUGUGACAUGGACCAUUUUUUUUUUUUUGAAUGGUACAAUUUAUCAGAUAAUAUGAGGGUCAAGUUUGCUAAGAUGAAACUCAUUGGGAGUGCUCAUCUUUUUUGGGAGAGUGUUGAGGAACUCCUCAUUAGGAGGAAUGAGCCUCCUAUCACUGAUUGGGUUGAAAUGAAGCUUAAACUUUAAUACUUACCUUGGUCAUAUCGAUGUAACCUUUUGGACUAAUGGAACAAUUUGAGGCAAGGAAAUAGAACUGUCACUAACUAUGUUGCACAAUUUGAUGUGCAUAAGAUGAAAUGUGCUCUAGUCGAGGAUGAAGCUAUAACCUUGAGUAGGUUUAGGAGGGGCCUCAAUGACGACCUUGGGAGGGAACUUGUUCUCCAAGGUAUUAUCACCCUUGAUCAAGCGUAUAUUUUAGUCCAGGAUUAUUAGUUGGCCACCAAAACCCAAUUUAUGAGGCACACUGACACCGGAAACACAAUCACCAAGUCUCUGCCUUUGGGUAGUAAUUCCUUGUUAGGACCUCCUCCUUUGAAACCCAAUUUUAAUGGUUCUCCGCUUGUUAGGGAUGGCAAAGGUAAGGGAGUAACUAGUGAAAUCCACAAGAUGCAUUUUAGGGUUUGAUAUGGUCAGAUUUCUUAAGGCUACGUGGCAGUACCGUAGCCCUCAAGAAGCCGGCUGUGCAGAAACCCGCAGAGAAUAAGUAGUAGUAUAUCUCCAUAUUUACUUUCCCUAAAUGUUAUAACUAAUAAGGAAUGUAUUUCUACUAGUUUAUUUCUUUCCUAGUUAAUUUUCCUGCGUGAUGUAAUGAUGGCUAAACCUAAUGGUUAUGUCUUAUAACCUAGCCAUCUCCUAUUUAAGUAUAACCCUAAUGAAUAAAAUAUCAUGCUUGAAUAUUUAUCAAACCUAGAACCUUUGUUGGUAUUUUGAAGGUCACGACUCCUUCGAAGUAGUCAUUGGAGAUCACAGCUCUCUUGAAGUAGCCCAUAUCCAUUUUUCAUUGUUCUUUUUACUAUUUGAUUGCAUCAAGUGGUAUCAGAGCAAGGUUGAUUGUUUUCUACAACAAUCUCCGAUCCACACCAUCACCAUGUCUUUCCAAAUUUUCUUGAAUGAAGAGCAACAAGCAAGGCUAGAAAAGAUGCGGUCAGAAUUCCUCCCGUGGAAAGAUGAAUCUAGCAAACGGAUGGAGGAGCACAUGAGAAGAAUUAAAAGUUUUUCUCCACCCCGCACCUCUCCAGCAAGCCAAUCCUUGCCCAUAACACCUACCUCACCGGUUGCCUCCGUCAGAAAAAAGAGAAAGAAAAGAGCGGUUGAAGCAACAAAAAUCCAUCCACACCGGUGUCCCACCAAACCACCGUUGACCGGCCGUAAAUUUAGAAGGCAUUGUACCCAACCUUCCAAACGCGCCGUCAUCAACUCACGCCGCGCCUCCAUGCCUUUGGGAGUCACUCAUGUUCACGGUGGUGCGAGAGAGAUAAAGAAGAGAGCUUUUGUUUGGUUUUGGUUCUACAAGAAAGAGACAAGAACUAGAAACAAGAAAGCCAAGGUGAUUCCGCAAUUAUCUUAUCCAAUUGCAUUAUUUUCAUAUUACAAUCCAAUUCUCAAGCAUGGUAUUGAAAAGUUCAUGUUCACUAUAAAAAUGUUGGAAUACAAGGCUUGUGGUGCCAGAUGUCUCCCUAGAGGAGACUGAAAUUCUGAGAAAGGAAGCAACAAGGAAUGGGAUUGAAUUGGUACUGCUCACAACACCCACUACUCCAAUCAAUCAAAUGAAAGCAAUUGUUGAAGCUGCAGAAGGAUUUGCAUACCUCGUAAGCUCGGUUGGGGUCACUGGUGCCUGGGCAUCCGUGAGUAAUUGGGUUCAAACUCUUCUUCAGGAAAUUAAAGAGGCAACAACCAAGCCUGUAGCCGUUGGCUUUGGCAUAUCGAACCUUGAGCAUGUGAAACAGGUAGCGGGAUGGGGAGCUGAUGGGGUGAAUUCUGCAAAACCUGAACUGAAACAGAAUGGGAAAGAGAAAGAAGAAGAGAUGGAGCAAAGGAAAGAAGAAGAGAUGGAGCAAAGGGUGGAAGAAUUCUUGAGGGUUACUUGCUGUGCCUUUGUAGUCACAGGCUAUGGGUUGACAGAAACUUGUGCACCAACUACUCUUGGCUUUCCUGAUGAGAUGUGCAUGAUUGGUACGGUUGGUCCUGUUGGUGUGUACAAUGAGCUGUGCCUGGAGGAGGUUUCGGAGAUGGGUUACAAUCCACUUGAAGAGCCGCCGUGUGGUGAGGUAUGUGUGAGAGGGAAGACUGUUUUUGCCGCAUACCACAAAAAUCCUGAAUUAACAACAGAAUCCAUUAAAGAUGGCUGGUUUCACAUAGGGGACAUAGGGGAAGAUCAAGAUUUGGUCAAGGCUCAAUUUCCAAAGUUCUUCCUUGGGGACAAGGAAGUUGUUAGGGGGGAGGGAUGAUAUGGUCAGAUUUCCUAAGGCUGAUGUGGCACUACCGUAGCCACCAAGUAGCCCCAAGCCGGCGUGAAUAAGGAGUAUAAUUCUCCAUAUUUCUUUCCCUAAAUGUUUUAGCUAAUAAGGAAUGUAUUUUCUAUUAGUUUAGUUCUUUCCUAGUUAUUUUUCCUGCAUGAUAUAAUGACGGCUAGACCUAAUAAUUAUGUCUUAUGACCUAGUCGUCUUCUAUAUAAGUAUAACCCUAAUGAAUAAAAUAUCAUGCUUGAAUAUUUAUCAAACUUAGAACCUUUGUUGGUAUCUUGGAGGUCACGGCUCCCUUGAAGUAGCCAUUGGAGAUCAUGGCUCUUUCGAAGUAGCCCAUAUCCCGUUUUCUUUGUUCUUUUACUAUUUAAUUGCAUCAGGGUUCAAUGCUUUAAGUGUCAUGGUUUCGGUCAUGUUGCCUCUAACUGUGCCAACAAGGCCCUUGGCGUUGAUGGGAAAGAGUGUGAGUGAAGAAGAGGGCGUUGAAAAACUGAUCUAUGAGCCUAACCUUGAUGAGUUCAGGGACUUAGAUGAUGAUUGCUCAGGAGAUCCUAACCAUCUAGGUUGCAUUCGAGCUACCUCAUUUCAGAUAGGUUAACAAGAGAGUGGCCUUGAAAUACCCAGAGCAGGUGUAGUAAGGUGUACGCAUGACAACCUAGAGAGAUUUUUGUGGUCUCUUAAGAGGAGCCAAAGAAAGAGAUAGGUUCUGGACUUUCAGAUGCCCCUAAGGUUGUCAGUUCUCUGGUCUUCCCAACCUACCUUAUGAUCACAUCAAUAGGUCAAUAGGCGCGAGUCCAUUUGAAGUUGUUAAUUGUUAUAAGCCUAGAAGACCUUUAGAUCUUCUCUUGAUGUCCCUGCAUGUUAGAGUUCCUGAGUUAGCCGAUGCAUUUGCAUGACAUUUUUAUGACUUGCAUAAUGAAAUCAGUAAACAAAUUCAAGCAACUAAUGCACAAUAUAAAAAUGCAACUGAGAUUUGUGCAGACGUCUCAUUGACUUUCAUUUAGGGGAUUAUGUCAUGGUCCAGAUUAGAUCCGAACGGUCUCCACUUGGAUCCGUUUGAAAAUUGCAAGCUCGUAGUGCCGGGCUUUUCAAAGUGUUGCAGUGGGUUGGACCAAAAGUGUAUGUCAUGAUGUUCCACCUGACCCUGGUAUUAGCUCCAGAGUUAAUAUAUAGAGGAUCUAGUUGCUUAUACAGGCCCCACUGUUUCCUAGAUGAUCCUUUCAAGGAGCCUUCCCCUGCCCCUAGUACCAAUCCUCCUGAUCCCAUACAACCAUCCUUUCCACCAAUGCAUAAAGAAACUGUAGAAUUUCAGAGUAUAUUGGCUUUCAAGCUUGCUCAUCUAGUGAGCGUGUAUGAGAUUAUAUAUAGAACAUACAAAGUAGUAUUGUUUACAUGAUAAGCCUUAGCUUAUAGUAUUCUAAUCUAACUCAAACUCUUAGAUAGAAAUCUAGUUACAAAUAAAUCGUAUUCUAAUCUAACACAAACUCUUAGAUAGAAAUCUAAUUA